CGCCUUGAACUCCUAUCUAUUUCUUUACUAAUAUCUGUUACUUCAAGCACAAGAAUUUGGCGGAGCCCAACCCAACCGACUUCAACAUUCUUGAUCUUUCUUUUUUAAAUUUCCUUGGCGGCUCAAAAGAAUAAUCUCCUUGUUUCCCACAGUAGAAUUUACCUUAAUAUAUUACGUACACUCUUCGAAACGAAAAGUACUAGUGCCACCCGAGGAUGAUUGUGUUUAGUUCGUUCUGUCUCUGAGAAGCUGCACCUACGUAAGUAAAUUAUAAGGCAAUUAAUAUAGGGUGGUUUACAGUUUACAUGCGAAUGCCAAAGGUGGCGGAAAAGCGCGAGCGUACGAGGGUUGGAGAAGUCGAGGAGACACAGCAGGUUGAUGAAUUGCUCUUCUACGAACCUAAUUACCAGUACCCGACGACGACAGAAAGUGCAGCAAUAUUGGUGCCGAUGUUGUCAGAGGUUAGUCGGGAGAAGGAGAUGUCGGCGAUGGUGUCGGCUUUAACACAUGUUGUGUCGGGAGGAGAUCAGGUUCCUGUUGGUUUGAUUCGUGAUGAGUACUGCUCGGGUUUGAAUCCUAACGUGUCUGAUUCUCCUUAUUCAUGGCAUAUUGAUGGAGUUGGGCAGAAAAGAGGACGAGAUCAAGAGGAGGGUGGAGGAGUAGGAGAGCUGUGCGAACAGGUUUCGAGGCGGUUUAGAGCUUUUGGUGACUUCACACAUGGAGGAGGUUCAUCCUCUGGAGUGAGAGCUACAGAAAGCUCGAGUGUAGGAAGAAGCACAGGAACACAAACACGAACAGAAUUAACUCCAAAAUACGAAUACAGCAAAGAAAACUAUACAGAAGAACCAAGGAGAAGAUACAGGGGAGUGAGACAGAGACCAUGGGGAAAAUGGGCAGCCGAGAUAAGGGACCCAUUCAAGGCUUGCAGAGUGUGGCUAGGCACGUUCGACACAGCCGAAGCCGCUGCACGAGCCUACGACGAAGCAGCCCUCCGUUUCAGAGGCAACAAGGCCAAACUCAACUUCCCCGAGAAUGUCACGCUCCAGCAGCCAUCCGCCAAUUCUCCGUCGACCCAGUUGAUCAUUUCGGGUUCUCCAAAUACCCUUUCGGCCAUUCCAACAUCCACUGAUCCCAUUGUUCACUACCCUCAGGCACUUGAUCACUUUCAUGGCUCUGAUCACCAGCCUUCAAGAAAGUUCUUGGAUUAUUCGCAUCAGUUGGUUGAUUCUCAGAGGCAGGCCAUGAGCCCUUAUGAUCAGAUGGUUCUUUCAUCCUCAAUGGCUUCUCAUUUUCUAUUGUCUCCUUCGUCAAUAUCCUCUUCUUCGCUUGCUUCAUCUGUUUCUUCCUCCUCUUCUUCUUCUUCACCAACACCUUCAUUUUCCAUGUUUUUCCCCACUCAGACGGCCGUUCACCUUCGGCCGGUCACAUCUCAUAGUGCCGGCCCAGAUUUUCCAGCACCAGCUUGGUCAGAUCCUGGUCACCGUAAAUCUCCCUCCGAGUAAUUUUUCUUUGUUUUUCUUUUAAAUAAUAUUUGUCUUACUAGUAUAGAUCACUGAUAUUGGUACAAAUUUUAUUCGUUUCAAACUCUUUUUUUUUUAUUCAUUUCAAACCGAGAUUAAAGAAAAGUAAGCAAAUCUAUCGGUUGACCGGAUUUGA
Juglans regia (Persian walnut) is the source of this 1656-nucleotide messenger RNA. RefSeq names its product ethylene-responsive transcription factor ABR1-like. Gene Ontology annotation, molecular function: DNA-binding transcription factor activity; DNA binding. The record is from RefSeq and is a predicted model, not a curated record. The transcript has 2 exons. The coding region runs from base 306 to 1502 and encodes 398 amino acids. Gene Ontology annotation, biological process: regulation of DNA-templated transcription; ethylene-activated signaling pathway. Lineage: Eukaryota; Viridiplantae; Streptophyta; Magnoliopsida; Fagales; Juglandaceae.